AUGAGAAAUUUUAGCUUAGUAUUAAUUUUUGCUCUUGCGAAUGCAAGUUGGGUUUCUGACUUCAAAUUCUGGGCAGUCUUGAGUCUCAGAGAUGAAUCAACCUUGGACGAGAAAGCAGAGCAGAUUCGACAAGAUGUCUUUCAAAAUCUAGCUGACCCGUCAAAAAUAUUUAUUACGCUUGUCUACGAAGUCCCAGAUGGAAGUGAUCCUUCCCGGAAAUUUUCAACGGCGAAGAUUGGCCAAAAAGACUCGGCAACUGAAGCAACUUUGAGCGAAGCAGAUUGUGCCGGUCGAAACUGCUGCGAUUCUAAGGGCUGCUACAGAGCUAUUGGAAUUGAAUUCAGUUAUGAUUACACGCAGCAAAGAAGACGACCAGCCAAGACGCACAUUCUUUUUGAUCUCCACAUGAUAGCUGGCGAAUUUGACUACAACAACAAGUGCGAAAAGGCUGAGGAACUCGUGGCAAUUUGGGAUGAAUCGGUGAAAAAUGAUCUUUCAAUUAGCGACUACAUCAUUUCUGUCUGCGACUCUGAGAAAUCUAACGAUGAUCUCGUGAUCGCCCGAAGUGUCCAGCAUUUUGUCGCGAACAGUGUCCAGAACUUCGAGCCCUACCAAAUUCUUGACCAAGGAAUGCAACGACCGUUUAUGUGGUCACGUGAGUAG
This is a messenger RNA of Oikopleura dioica, 663 nucleotides long. NCBI's taxonomy places the organism in Eukaryota, Metazoa, Chordata, Appendicularia, Copelata, Oikopleuridae. The record is from the annotation of a GenBank genome assembly.